This is a messenger RNA of Alternaria alternata, 1458 nucleotides long. RefSeq lists its product as hypothetical. The record is from RefSeq and is a predicted model, not a curated record. NCBI's taxonomy places the organism in Eukaryota, Fungi, Ascomycota, Dothideomycetes, Pleosporales, Pleosporaceae. The transcript has 5 exons. Gene Ontology annotation, cellular component: nucleus. The coding region runs from base 1 to 1458 and encodes 485 amino acids.
AUGACAAAACUUUCGUGGAAUCUUAUCGCAAAGGCAUACUGUGACUUUGCGAUUGAUGAUGUAUACUUCCAGGCGCUUUGUCUCCAAGCCCAGGUGGAUUCGGGAGACGGGAGACUAGAGAGAGCGCGAGCACAGGUGGCUUUAGGAUUGCGAGUUGCGCAAGCCCGUGAUAUGUUGAGUGCGGAUUCGCUCUGUGGCCUUGAGCUUGCCGAUCGAGCUCGCCGGCAGGAAAUUAUCUGGUCACUUUUCAUGUUAGACCGAAUGCUUCUUGGAGGAAACACAAGGAACCCUUCGACUCCUACCACAGCCUUCGAACUCCCGGUGAUCCAAAGCGGACCUUUCCACCCAGAUAUUCGAACGCAACCACCUGAGCAUGAUAUCUCAUUGCAAUGUGUGGAUUCAGAUGCGCCCCUCCCGCCGCAGAGUGUCACCUGUCUACAAAUACAGACGAUUAGGAUCUGGGAGCGCGUCAUUGAUUACAUUGCACAGCCCCCUUCGGAUACCGAUGUGCCUCUUUGGAGACAUGACUCUCCUAGAGCCGCCAUCUUGACAAAACUUCUGGAUAUUGAGAUGAGGUGCGAAACUUCAGGACAUACUUUGGCAUGCAUAGGAUCGCCCGCUCGAGUGCUAGAUGAGCCACACCUGGAAAGUUAUUUUGUGGUAUGGUUGCGAUUUCAACUGACGCUAUCUGUCGUGAACUGCACCUUAAAUCACCCUUUCAUGAUACACAUCAAAACAGUACGACUCAAGCAGAAGAUUCCUUUGACCUUCUUACAAAAAUCUUAUGAGUUCUCUUUGAUACAUGCCAAUUGGGUCGUUAGGCUACUCAAUCAUAUGGAUGAAGCCAGAUUGAUGCUUCACGACCCCUUUCUUGGUCACUUGGUAGCAAUUGCAGCAUCGAUACACCUGGAACAUACCAAGAGCCAGUAUCCAACUGUAGCUGCGUCUGCGAAACAGAAAUUCGAAAAAUGCUUGGACUUUGUGAAAAGACUCUCGCAAGAGUGGCCGCGAAUGCAAGUCACUACUUCCCUUCUCGAGCAGCUGAAGGCACGAAUCCCUUACCGUUCAAUUUUAAACUAUAUUGAGGAAGAAUACGACGGUGCAGCCCCACCCGAAGGAGCCAACCAAGUACACCUUGAGGAAGAAGACUUGCUAUUGCUAUGGAGAUUGUUCGACUACGCAUUGACAUCGCCUAAGUCAAACUCAGAGUGUACUUUUGACGAGGAGUCUAAUACCGCUAUGCACAGCGUACCACCGCUCUUCAACGCUUCGUCGAAUGUUGCAAAUAAUCAAUUGUCUAUCAAUCCGAGUCCGAGUUCAUCUGCUGGUAUGUUAAUUCAGACAACCAGCGCAGGACUGGAAGACAUUGCAUUUCAGGCGUACGGUGACACAUCUGUACCCGGCGGAACUGCGUUCAACUACUUUCCUGACGAUAUCGAUUCACUUCAUCCGCAAUAG